AUGUCAAUCAAUAGAAUUAAAGAAAAUAUAAAUAAUAAAUCAAAAUUUGAACAAGAAGAUGAUAUUGAUGGUAUUCCAAUUAAUAAAGUAGCGAUAUUACCAUUUGGGAUGAGCGAAAAAAAGUUGGCACCAAGUACCAUGAGUAAAGUUACCAACGAAAAGAUAAAAGAUUUAACAAGUAAUACAUCAUCACAAUUAAAGUCUCAACUUCAAUCACAAAAAAGAAAAGACGAAUCAGAUUCAAAAUUAAAAAAAGAAAAUUCAGAGAUUAAUAAAGUUUAUAAUGAUUUCCUUAGUGAACAUGAAAAUAAACCAACUGAUACUCCAAAAUUUGUAAAAGGUGGUACUUUUAUAUUAUCAGAUGAUAUAAAUGAUGAUGAUGAUAAUAAUAAUAAUAAUAAUAAUAAUAAUAACAAUGAAACUUCAAAUCAACCACCAAAAGAAUUAAAUAGAGAUACAAAAGAUCAUCGUUGUGGUAAUGAUAGAGAUCGUGAUAGUGGAUCGUGAUAGUAGAGAUAGUUAUAGAGAUAGGGAUAGGGAUCGUGAUAGUAGAGAUAGAGAUCGUGAUAGAGAUUACCGUGGUGAUAGGGAUAGGGAUAGAGAUAGAGAAAGAGAUCGUGACAGAGAUAGAGAAAGAGAUCGUGAUAGAGAAAGAGAUCGUGGUGAUAGAGACAGAGACAGAGACAGAGACAGAGAAAGAGAAAGAGAUAGAGACAGAGACAGAGAAAGAGAUAGAGAUAGAGAAAGAGAUAGAGAUAGAGACAGAGAAAGAGAGAGAGAUCGUGAUAGAGACUACAGAGAUAGAGAUAGAGAUUAUAGAGAUAGAGAUAGAGACAGAGACAGAGACAGAGACAGAGACAGAGAUAGGGACAGGGAUAGAGAUAGAUAUUCAUCCUCAUCAUCAUCAGCAGCAACAAUACCAUCAUCAACAACAACAACAAAUACAAAUAAUGAGGCACUACCACCACCUUCAUCAUCAUCUUCAUCAUCUAAAAAGAAAGCACCAAGAACAAUUGACACAUUAAAGGAUGAAUUUAAACAAAUUCAAGAAGAAAGAGAAAAAGACAAAAAAUCAACAACAUCAUCAUCAUCAACAUCAUUGUCAUCAUCAUCAGUUGAAGAGGAAACAGAUGAAGAAUAUUAUACAACAUUAUUUUUGGGUACAUUAUCAGUUGAAUCGAAUGAACAAGUUAUUGAUGAAUUGUUUUCAACCUAUGGUAUUAUUAAUUCAAUUAAAAUCAUUACACCAAAGAAUGAAGAUGAUCGAAAACGUGGUAUAAACUAUUGUGCAAUUGUAACCUAUCAAUUCCCAAGAGAUGCCCAUAAUGCAAUGAAAGAUUUAACAGGUAAAAAAUUAUUAGGUCGUGAAUUAAGAAUUGGUUGGGCUAAAAUUCAAGUUAAACAACCAAGAAAUAAUGAAAUUAAUAAUUUUAAUAAUUACAAUAAUAAUAAUAAUUUUUUUAAUAACUCACAUGGAAUGGGUAAUAAAAAUAAUAAUGGUCCAAUUAAAAUUCAAGUUCAAAUACCUCAAAAUUUAUUUAUAAAGAGUAUUAUUGAUAAUUUAGCAUAUUAUGUAUCGAAAGAGGGUUAUCCAUUUGAAAAGUUAAUACAAGAAAGAGAAUAUUCAAAUAUGAAUUUUCAAUUUCUAUUCGAUCAUCAAUCUGAUGAUUAUUAUUAUUAUAGUUGGAAAGUUUACUCGUUAAUUAAUGGUGAUACUAAAACUAAUUGGAAAUUAAAACCAAUUGAAAUGAUUAAAGAUUAUUUAAUAUUUAUACCACCAACAAUUGAUGAUCAACAGCUACAACAACAACAACAACAACAACAACAACCACAUAUACAAAAUCCAUCAACUAUAGCAUCCAAUAGUAAUAUUCAACAACAACCACUUCCAAUUUCAUUACGUGUAAAAUUUGAAGAAUAUGUAAAGAAUUUAACAGCACAACGUGAAAAAGUUUGUGAGUUAAUGGUAAUGUCAAUUGAUAAUUCAGAUUAUAGUUCAGAUAUUGUUGAUAUUAUAGUUGGUUCAUUCUUUGAUUCAAUUAGUAAUUUAAAUGGAAAAGAAAGUAUAAACUCAAAGAUUUCAAAACUUUAUUUAAUAUCUGAUAUAUUACACAAUUGUACAGUAAAUGUUAAAAAUGUUUCUUCUUAUCGUGGUUUAUUUGAAAAUAAGUUGGCAUUGGUAUUCCAAAAUUUAAGUUCAACAUAUAGAUCUAUUGGUGGAAGAGUUUCAGCUCAAAAUUUUAAAGAAAAAAUAACAAAAGUAUUAAAUAGUUGGGAUAAAUCAUCAUUAUAUUCAAAAUCAUUUUUAUUAGGAUUAAGAUUCACUUUUUCAAUUUAUGUUAAACCAACAACAACAGCAACAACAACAACAACAACACAAAAUCAAAAUAUUGAAGAGGAUGAUGAUAUUGAUGGUAUUCCAAUUAAUAGUGUUAAAAAUGAUGAAAAUACUAAAAAUAAAAUAUCAAUGUCAACUCAACAAAUUGAUUUAUAUUGUAAAAAUAAUGGAUUGGUUAAAUGUGAUACCAUUGAAGAUACAAUGGAUAAAAUCGAUCAGUUUAAAAAGUGUUUGGCUCAAGAAUCAGAGAAAGAGGAUAAAUUGCUAGCACAUCAAUUAUCAAAAGAUAUUUUGGAUUCAAUAGAAGAUGAAAUUGAAACUUAUAAAAAGAAAUUAUCAAUUAGUUCAAAUAAUGACUCCUCCUUCUCUCAAGAAAAGGAAAUUUUAAUAAAUGAAUAUAGAGCCACUUUAAUAAAAGCUGCUGCUUCUCAAAAAAUAUCAUCACUCAAAAGAGAUUUUGAAGUUGGAAAUAAUAUUAAUAAUUCCAAUCGACAAACUAAACAACAAAGAUAUCAAUAA
Messenger RNA from Dictyostelium discoideum AX4, 2857 nucleotides. RefSeq names its product SWAP/Surp domain-containing protein. The annotation marks the transcript as partial. The record is from RefSeq and is a predicted model, not a curated record. Gene Ontology annotation, molecular function: RNA binding; nucleic acid binding. The transcript is spliced from 2 exons. Gene Ontology annotation, biological process: mRNA processing; RNA processing. NCBI's taxonomy places the organism in Eukaryota, Evosea, Eumycetozoa, Dictyosteliales, Dictyosteliaceae.